Paramecium sonneborni is the source of this 434-nucleotide messenger RNA. The record is from the annotation of a GenBank genome assembly. Lineage: Eukaryota; Ciliophora; Oligohymenophorea; Peniculida; Parameciidae.
AUGAAAGUGGAUGAUAUCAACAAAACUAUCCAAAAGAAAAGUAAGGUGAGUAAUGAAGAAAUGAAUGAAGAUGAGUAUGAGAAUUCUAGAUUAAAAUAUAUAAUAAUGAUGCUUGCAUGUCUUUUAAUGUUUGAAAAUAAUUAUUCAUUCGAUAAUCCAUAAGCAUUAUAAAAAUAAUUAACAAAAGAUUUAGAUAUAUCAAUAACUAAUUAUAACUUAUUAUAUUCUGCAUUUUCAUUUCCAAAUAUAUUUUUAACAUCAAUUCGAGGGUUAAUAAUUGAUUUUUUAGGUAAAUGUUCUUAUUUUAUUAAAAAGGUGUAAGAUUUUUGGAAUUAAUUUAUUUAGUGCAAUAAUAGUAGUAAUAGGUGGAACAUCUUUUUUUGGAAUCAUAUUUACACUCUCAUUAUAUUUCUUUGAUAAAAAAGGAUCUAUGA